Ahaetulla prasina is the source of this 5448-nucleotide messenger RNA. RefSeq names its product 5-aminoimidazole-4-carboxamide ribonucleotide formyltransferase/IMP cyclohydrolase (gene ATIC). The record is from RefSeq and is a predicted model, not a curated record. Gene Ontology annotation, molecular function: IMP cyclohydrolase activity; phosphoribosylaminoimidazolecarboxamide formyltransferase activity. The transcript has 16 exons. The coding region runs from base 118 to 1899 and encodes 593 amino acids. Gene Ontology annotation, cellular component: cytosol. Lineage: Eukaryota; Metazoa; Chordata; Lepidosauria; Squamata; Colubridae. Gene Ontology annotation, biological process: 'de novo' IMP biosynthetic process.
ACUCCACCCCCUUCUUCGAUUACCACCUUCUCAUUUAUACCCGCCCGCGAGGAGCAGGCUCUCUUUCUUGCCGCUUGUUCUUCUCGGGGACUGUUUUCUUGCGGAGGGUCUACAAACAUGGCUUUGAGGCAGCAGCUGGCUUUAUUUAGUGUCUCAGAUAAAACCGGUCUGGUGGAGUUUGCAAAAUGUCUGACUUCUUUGGGUUUGACUUUGGUUGCUUCAGGAGGAACAGCAAAAGUUCUUCGGGAUGCAGGUUUGAAUGUCAGAGAUGUUUCCGAUCUUACUGGCUUUCCAGAAAUGCUUGGAGGACGUGUGAAAACUCUUCAUCCUGCAGUGCAUGCAGGCAUCCUGGCUCGUGACAUUCCACAAGAUAAAGCUGACAUGGAAAAAUUGGAUUUCAGCUUUGUAAGAAUUGUAGUUUGUAAUCUCUACCCAUUUGUCAAAACGGUGGCCUCCCCAAAUGUCACUAUUCAAGAAGCUGUUGAACAGAUCGAUAUUGGAGGUGUUGCUUUACUGAGAGCUGCAGCAAAGAAUCAUGCCCGGGUGACAGUUGUUUGUGAUCCUGGGGAUUAUACUAAUAUAGCAAAAGAAAUGAAAAAUGUCUCUGAUAAUGAUACCAGUUUGGAAAUUCGGCGUCAGUUGGCUUUAAAGGCCUUUACUCACACUUCUCAAUAUGAUGCAGCAAUUUCUGACUACUUUAGGAAAGAGUACAGCAAAGGAGUAUCUCAACUUCCACUGAGAUAUGGCAUGAAUCCCCAUCAAACUCCUGCUCAACUCUAUACUUCAAGGCCUCAACUUCCUCUCUCAGUUCUGAAUGGUUCCCCAGGGUUUAUAAAUCUAUGUGAUGCUCUGAAUGCCUGGCAGUUGGUCAGGGAACUAAAGCAAGCAUUGGGCAUUCCUGCUGCCUCUUCAUUCAAGCAUGUCAGUCCAGCAGGUGCUGCUGUUGGUGUGCCCCUCAGUGAGGAAGAAGCUCAGGUCUGCAUGGUGCGUGACUUGUACCCUACUCUAACACCCCUGGCAACUGCAUAUGCCAGAGCAAGAGGUGCUGAUAGGAUGUCAUCUUUUGGGGAUUUCAUUGCUUUAUCUGAUAUCUGUGAUGUUCCUACAGCUAAGAUCAUUUCAAGGGAGGUGUCUGAUGGGAUUGUGGCUCCAGGCUUUGAUGAAGAAGCCCUCAAAAUUCUAUCCAAAAAGAAAAAUGGCAGCUACUGUGUACUCCAGAUGGAUCCAACUUUUGAGCCAGAGGAAAAUGAAAUCCGUACUCUCUUUGGAUUGCAUCUAAUGCAGAAAAGGAAUGAUGGUGUGAUUGAUCGAUCACUAUUCAAAAAUAUUGUUACUGAAAAUAAAAAUUUGCCUGAUUCAGCUAUCAGAGAUCUCAUUGUUGCCACCAUUGCUGUUAAAUAUACUCAGUCUAAUUCUGUUUGUUAUGCCAAGAAUGGACAGGUGAUUGGAAUUGGGGCAGGACAGCAAUCCCGUAUCCAUUGUACUCGCCUGGCUGGAGACAAGGCAAAUUUCUGGUGGCUCAGACAUCACCCACGAGUACUUUCCAUGAAGUUCAAAACUGGAAUAAAAAGAGCAGAGAUUUCCAAUGCUAUUGAUCAAUAUGUUACUGGGACCAUUGGUGAGGGUGAAGAUUUUGCAAAAUGGAAAGCACAGUUUGAGGAAGUUCCCAGUUUGCUUACUGAAGCAGAAAAAAAGGCCUGGAUUGGAAAAUUAAAUGGUGUUUCACUAAGCUCUGAUGCAUUUUUCCCUUUUAGGGAUAAUGUUGAUAGAGCAAAUCAGAGUGGCGUCCAGUUCAUUGUUUCCCCGUCUGGUUCUACUGCUGACCAAGUUGUGAUUGAAGCCUGUGAUGAACUGGGAAUAACUCUUACUCACACCAACCUUCGCCUAUUUCACCACUGAUAUUUAAAAAUCAGUAUUUUUGAAGCAAAUUCUUUACACAAUCUGCUCUAAAAUCUACAUAUGUCGAGAGUACUAAAAUAAGAUAAAAAUUAUGAAUAUUUCUUGAAAAAUAAUGCAAAAGUAUCAAUAAUGAAUUUGAAUUCUUUAAGAACUUGGCAUGGAUGGGGUUUCCAUCAGCACAUAAAAUCAAUCAUUUGCUGCUUUUUAUCAUUCUCAGCUAAGGAUUGUACAUAUUGGAAAUUUGUUUUUAAAUUAGUGAACCUGACUGAGAUGUUAAUUAACAGUAGAGUGAAAGUUUCUCCUGAAAAUGAUUCCAUGUGGAUACAGGUAUGAUUAUUUCUGGAUGGAACAAUUAUACAGAGAAAGCAGUGUAAGAAAUGAGGAAGGAGGAUGUUGGCAUCACUUUAGUAUUAUUUGUAGAUGUAUCCAUCUCAUCUGAAAUUGGUGCCAGAAAACUACAGGGAUUUGUCCAAGCAGUCCCCAAGAGUCAACACUGACCUGAAGGCACACACACAAAUACAAAAAAACCCUCUCAUUAAGCCGAGUUUUAUGAUGGGAACCUUUUUGUGUAUGUGUCAGCAUACAUUUUGACAUAGUGAUAGUACUUGGAAAAAGGAUUGUUUGUAUGUUGUAUUAAUUUUUUUGUCUUGCUUUUAAAAUCUCCAUUGUGCAUUCUUGUCCUUUGACUAGUUAAAACAAUGUUUUAAUACAUGUUUUAAUGAAUAGCUAAUACUUUGGAAGAUGGAAUCAAGAUCCAGAAGCACAUUGACAGAGUUGAAUACUGGGCUUUAAGUAAUAAGAUGCAGUUCAGUGGUAAGAAAAGAAAGUUCCUGUACUUAGGUAGGAAAAACCAAAUGCAUAAGUACAAAAUAGGUAAUACGUGGCUGAAUGGUAGUAAUUGUGACAGGGCUUUAUGUGUCCUAGUGGACCACUACAUACGUAUAAGCCAGAAGUGUGCUGCAACUUCCCCAAAAACCAAUGCAGUCCCAAACUGCAUCAACAGAGAGAUUGCAUCAAGAUCACAAGAAGUGAUAGUACUGCUUUAUAUUGCACUGAGGGCACUCUUUGAAUACUGCGUUCAUUUCACCACAAUACAAAAACGAUGUUGAGAUCCUGGAAAGAGUGCAGAAAAGAGCUACAAAGAUGAUAAAGGAUCUGGAGGCUAAACCAUGAAUGGUUGAAGGAGUUAGGUAUGUUUAACCUAUCAAAGAGAAGGAUUCAGGGGACAUAACUCUCUUCCAGUAUUUGAGGGGCUGCCACAAAUAAGAGGAGACUUAUUUUUUAAGGCACCAGAGGGCAAGAUAAAAAGUAAUGAGUAGAAGCUUGUUAAAGAGAGAUUCAACCUAGAAGUAAUGAGAAAUUUUAUGUCAGAUCAAUGGAAAAACUUGCCCCUGGAUUGUGGUUGCUCCAUCACUGGACGUUUUAAAAAUAGACUGGGCAACCAUUUGACUAGGAUGGUAUAAGGCUUCUGAAGCUUUAAGCAGAUGGAUUGGACUAGAAGAUGGGCCCUUCCAGCCCUAUGAUUCUGAUUUUGAAUCUUCGCUUGGUUUUGGAAUUCUUAAUAUUGUCCCCUUAAAACUUCUUUCUCCCUCCCCACUAGUACAAAGACCCAGGAAUUUGUUGGAACAUCACUCCAGCUGCUUUCUCAACUCCAGCUAUUGGAUUACCACCAGAGAUGGUAGUGUAUACUUUGGCAUCCCACACUCCUACUUUCACAGUAGUCUAAAUGAUUUACUAGGAAGAAACUUGGGGUGGAGCCCUAAAAUUCAUUCCCUUUCCCCGUCACAAUCUGAGCUGUAAAAGAAGACCUUGACUUACGAUAGUUGGGACCAGAAUUUUUGCUGCUAAACAAGAUGGUGGUUAAGUGUGUGAUGCCCAAUUUUAUGAUAUUUUUUGCACAAUCAAGUGAAUCACUGCAGUUGUAGUCAUUUUGCUGUAGUCAAUUGCUUAGUGAAUUCAGCUUCCUCUACUGACUUUGCUUGUAAAAAGCUGUCUGGAAAGGUCCACUUGUGAUCACAUGAGCAUUGCAGCUGUUGUAAAUACAUGCUGGAUGCCAAGUGCCCCACGUUUGAUUGUGUGACUGGGGAUGGUACAGUGGUCAUAAGCAUGGGGACUGGUCAUAAGUCACUGCCUUUGUAAAUUUGAAGUCACUAAACAAGCCAUUGUAAACGGCCUAUGUUCCAUCAUGCUUGAAAGCAGCCACUAUUGUCCCAGUCCCAAAGAAAACUGCAAUUAACUGCCUAAAUGACUACAGAUCUAUUGCAUUAACGUCUGUAGUGAUGAAAUGCUUCGAGAGAUUGGUUCUCCAACAACUUAGGACAUGCCUCCCACUGGACUUUGACAAAUAUCAGUUUGCUUACAGGGGGAGUAGGUCGACAGAUGACGCCAUAGCUAUUGCUUUACAUUCUAUAGCGAGCCAUCUGGAGAAACCCGGGAACUAUGUCAGGAUACUUUUCAUUGACUGUAGCUCAGCCUUCAACACCAUUCUGCCGAGCAUCCUUAGCAAAAAGCUGACUGAUUUUGGAUUUUCCCUCUUCCAUCUGUGACUGAAUCAAAGACUUUUUGAGGGACAGGCCAAAAGCAGUGAGGGUUGGGUCUGUCAUAUCCACCCCCCUGAAGCUUAGCCCUGGCUCCCCACAGGGCUGUGUGCUCAGUCCCUACCUGUAUUCACUGUACACACGGUUGUGUAUCGUCUGACCCAUCUAUUGUGAUCAUUAAGUUCACAGAUAACACCACUAUAUUGGGUCUUACAGGUGAUGAAACAGCGUACAGGGGGGAGCUUGAAAAACUAACCACAUGGUGCUUAAAAAACAACCUGCACCUGAACAUCAGUAAGACCAAAGAGAUGGUUUUGGAUUUCCGGAGGAAGAGAGAGGAACUUGCCCCACUUUACAUCGAGGGGGGCUGUGUAAAUCGUUUCCUCCUUUAAAUUCCUGGAAAUCCAUCUCAGUGAAGACCUCACUUGGAAAAACAACACAAUCCAGGUGGCCAAGAAGGCCCAACAGAGACUCCAUAAAAACAGGAUAGAACAACUCGUUUUACCGGUCCACAAUAGAAAGCAUCCUCACUUACUGCAUCAUGGUACAUAAAACAUUAGAGGGUGCUAAGUACAGCACAAACAUCAUGGGCUGUCCUGAUACCACUAGAUGAGAUCGCUAGGGCCUGCUGCCUUAGAAGAGUGAGGAAAAUUCUCAGGGACAACUCUUACCUUGGUCAUCACUUUUUUCCCCUCAUACCAUCGGGAAUGAGAUAUAGAAGUAUAGCCAGCCACACAAACAGGGUGAACAGUUUUUAUCCAUGGGCUGUCAGACUCUUGAAUAAUAACAUCAAAACUACGUAGUAUGAUGGAAUGCAUGGCCGACGGAAUGUGUAACAUAUUCACACUGGUGCAAUAGGACUGAGUGUUUUGUUAAUAUGAUUGGGUUAGGAAUUUUCUGUCUUCACUGUGAGUUGUAUUAUGUUGGGGGAGGAUGUACUGAGGGAGCUCAACCAAUCUCAUUGUACAUAUAUUAUGCACUAACAAUAAAGAUUUGAAAUUUGAAAAUGUAA